Pogoniulus pusillus (Red-fronted tinkerbird) is the source of this 1036-nucleotide messenger RNA. It is a transcript of the gene CETN3, whose product is annotated as centrin 3. The record is from RefSeq and is a predicted model, not a curated record. The transcript is spliced from 5 exons. The coding region runs from base 125 to 628 and encodes 167 amino acids. Gene Ontology annotation, biological process: spindle pole body duplication. Gene Ontology annotation, molecular function: microtubule binding; calcium ion binding. Gene Ontology annotation, cellular component: microtubule organizing center. Lineage: Eukaryota; Metazoa; Chordata; Aves; Piciformes; Lybiidae.
GUCGUGCCGCGUUUCUAAGGGGAAGGGAGAGCAGCAGGCCCGUGGUAGUGAGGGAGGUGGUGGUGUCCUCUCGUUCGGUGUCGCUCCGUCAGACCCAGCUCUGCCCGGCGCGGACGGCGGCAGCAUGAGCUUGGCUUUGAGGAAUGAGCUUUCAGUAGAAAAAUGUAAAAAAAAGAAGAGAAGAGAACUCACUGAGGAACAGAAGCAAGAAAUUAAAGACGCCUUUGAGUUGUUUGAUACAGACAAAGAUAGAGCAAUAAAUUACCAUGAACUGAAGGUGGCAAUGAGAGCCCUGGGGUUUGAUGUGAAAAAAGCUGAUGUACUGAAAAUACUUAAAGAUUAUGACCGAGAAGCAACAGGCAUGAUCAGUUUUGAAGAUUUCAAUGAAGUUGUGACAGACUGGAUACUGGAUAGAGACCCACAAGAAGAAAUACUCAAGGCAUUCAAAUUGUUUGAUGAUGAUGACUCUGGUAAAAUAAGUCUGAGAAACCUGCGCCGGGUUGCUAGAGAAUUGGGUGAAAAUAUGUCUGAUGAAGAACUACGGGCUAUGAUUGAAGAAUUUGACAAGGAUGGAGAUGGAGAGAUCAAUCAAGAAGAGUUUAUUGCUAUUAUGACUGGAGAUAUUUAGCAUUAGAAGACAAGAAAUGAACUCAGCACAAAAUGGAGGAAUUAUUGACAGCUUCCAUUGCAAUGUUUUGUACUUCCAUUCAUUUCUGUAGCUGGAGUGAUGCAGAGAAUUACUUUGCUCGCAGGACCAAACUACGUACAGGUUAUGUGCACCAAUAGUCAGUACUUUUGUAUCAUUAAAUAUUAUCACUAGAAUAAUUGCUAGAAAAAUUUAGAAUAAGUAAUACUGCAUUUCAGAAUGUUUGAGUACUUGUUUGUAAAAUAGCUUUGUAUAAAGUUUAUAAACUGUAUUAUACUGUAAGAACCUUUUGAGGUCAGCUUUGUGUUAGCAUUAGCUGUGGCCUUAGUUUUGAUACUUAAGAUUUGACAAACUUCAUUUUAAUAAAAUGUUUACUAUUGCUGCUUGAAA